AUGUCGAAUUACGCUGGUCCUCCUCCCAUCCAGUAUGGGGAUGAUUACUAUAGCCAGGGCCCGGGACAGUACCCGCCCCAAGGCUACGGUCCCCCACAGGGAAACUAUCCGUCAGGGCAACCUGGCUAUGGUCAGCCGCCCGCCCCCUAUGGCCAGGAAGGCUACCCGCCCCCGUACAGCAGUCUGCCCUCGCACGGCCAGUACCCGGGCCCUGAAUACGCCCACGGCCCACCGGUGCCUCCCAAGGAGCGAGACCAUUCGCCCUACCCUCCCCAGCAGCAGUUCCAACCCGUCGGCGCCAAUGCCUCAUAUUAUGCGGAAGCACCGACGCCCAACCAGCAGGGGUAUCCCCCGGGUCAAGGUGGACCGGAAGAUGAGAAGGGUCUCGGGUCGACGGUGGUCGGUGGUGCGGCGGGCGGAUACGCCGGCCACAAAUUGGGCCAUGGGGUGUUAGGGACUGCCGGAGGUGCGGUGCUGGGAGCUAUUGGCAUGAACAUGGCAACCCACUCGAUGUAA
This is a messenger RNA of Penicillium alfredii, 516 nucleotides long. RefSeq names its product putative glutamine-serine rich protein MS8. The transcript is spliced from 2 exons. Lineage: Eukaryota; Fungi; Ascomycota; Eurotiomycetes; Eurotiales; Aspergillaceae. The record is from RefSeq and is a predicted model, not a curated record. The coding region runs from base 1 to 516 and encodes 171 amino acids. Gene Ontology annotation, cellular component: outer membrane.